Molecule: messenger RNA, 453 nt
Organism: Meloidogyne enterolobii
Lineage: Eukaryota; Metazoa; Nematoda; Chromadorea; Rhabditida; Meloidogynidae
Source: the annotation of a GenBank genome assembly
AUGGUUAACUCAACGGCUAUACAUUUACGUGAAAGUACUAACGACAAAAGUUUGAAUGAAGAAAAUUCGUCAUUUAAUGAUUAUGCACACAAAAUACAUUUGAAAAAUCUGGCAUAUGUGGAAGAAUGUGGUGAUCGAGAGAUAAAGACAAAUAUACAUAGAAGCUUGGGAUAUCAGGGUUCAAUAGAAUGGACAGCCUCUGAACAAGCUAGGCUUUUCGCUGCACUAUUUUAUGGUGGUUUUAUAACAAUAUGGUUCUCGGGCUAUUUGGCCGAUAGAUUUGGCCCAAAGCUUUUGAUUGGAAUGGCAGUUUUAGAUAUGUCUGUAUGUUCACUCGUUUCUCCAGUGCUAGUUGAUCUGAAUUAUCAUGCAUUUUUUGUUGCCAGAUUUUUGAUGGGCCUUGGAGACGUAAGCUUAUAUUUAACAACGGCCAUGACAAAAGCUUAAUCAGAC